Tricharina praecox is the source of this 987-nucleotide messenger RNA. RefSeq lists its product as uncharacterized. The record is from RefSeq and is a predicted model, not a curated record. NCBI's taxonomy places the organism in Eukaryota, Fungi, Ascomycota, Pezizomycetes, Pezizales, Pyronemataceae. The transcript is spliced from 7 exons. The coding region runs from base 1 to 759 and encodes 252 amino acids.
AUGGGAGGCGAGGAGGAGGAGGAUGAGGAUGCGGAAGAGGCGGAAGAAGCGGAAGAGGAGGAGGAGGAAGAAGAAGAGCCGCAAGUUCGUGGGAAUCAACUGCGAAGGGGGAACCCAGGCAUGCAAAAAAAAAAAGGGGAGGUGCUUCCUACGGUACCGGUGGUGCCGGUGUGCCGGAGACAAGGGACGUCGAUUCGCAGCUUGUACGAAUUGAUGGUGUCCGAAUACAUCCGCGGCGGACACCUUUCCUCAAGCGACACAUGGCGCCCUACCGCAGUAGCUGAGUACCCAGAUGUCUCCUCCUCCUCCUCAACCACCAAAAAGCCUCCAGAGUCCAGUGAAUGCUGCAAGCCGGGACUCUCGCAUGUGCCAGACAUUGCAUACCCAUCCGUCUCAAGCGCCCACCCGCCACAUGGCAUCGAUUCGGCCGGAAUGUGGCCAUCCAUCACCCUUGCGCUCCAGAGUCCAUGUCCGGUUCCGAGUCCGCCCCUGCGCCUCGGACGACAGCAGUCGUCUCUGGAGUCUGCCACCCUCCCCCGGACCCGUCGCGAAUCCCCCGACCCAAACGAACUCACUGGUCUCGGUGAAGCAGCUGAGUUGCAGCCUCGCCGAGUCAUCACUAUGUGCACACCCAUCACAUUCCCAGGCUUGCACUGUCCAGUCAAGUUCAAGUUCGACAGCAGGUUUCUCACCGUUACUCUAGAUACUCUACUCUGCCAUCCCCCGGCCCCUCUCCGGCCCCCAAUGCGGAGAGAAUAACGAGCAACUGGCAACUGGCAACUUGCGACGGGCAACGGGCAACGGGGGACGUACAUAUCUCGUACAUAUCUCCACCCAUCUCCCACCUCUGUUCCUUGCAUGCAUGGCACACAAGCACGGCAUACGCAACAGAUUGAUUGACCACGACUCCACGAGUUUGGGAGGAUACCUACCGUACACAAGUGGUUGGUUGGCGGAGUUUUUCGGUUAUAUACGCACGAGCCCAUC